Molecule: messenger RNA, 504 nt
Organism: Somion occarium
Lineage: Eukaryota; Fungi; Basidiomycota; Agaricomycetes; Polyporales; Cerrenaceae
Source: the annotation of a GenBank genome assembly
AGCCACCCACGCCGUCUUUGAGGUGAAGCUCGCAAACACCAUAGGCAUCCUUAAAAUCCUCAAGACAAGAUGACAAAAGGUACCACCUCGUUUGGUAAGCGGCACACCAAGUCGCACACCCUCUGCCGGAGGUGUGGUAACCGCUCUUUCCACAAGCAGCACAAGGAAUGCGCGCAAUGUGGUUACCCCCGUGCUAAGCUGCGGUCGUACAACUGGGGUGAGAAGGCCAAGCGCCGAAAGACCACUGGUACUGGCAGGAUGCGUUACCUCAAGGAGGUCUCCAGGCGGUUCAAGAACGGGUUCCGGGAGAACACCACUGCCGUGAAGCGAACCAAGAAGACGACCGCCGAGGCAUGAUUGAAGUUCACUGCAUCCACACUUUCUCCAUUGGUGUCGAGGUGGUGGUCAUCCCCUUACCACUUUUUUUUUGCAUCUCCAUGUAUAUGCUGCACAUUACCCCACCCUCGAUCUGUAUACUCAGGCACGACGAGCGCACGUCCGUCC